Molecule: messenger RNA, 665 nt
Organism: Effrenium voratum
Lineage: Eukaryota; Dinophyceae; Suessiales; Symbiodiniaceae
Source: the annotation of a GenBank genome assembly
GUGACAGGCAAGCCAAGUGCAUCGUAGACGAAAGUCGGAAGCAUUGCCACGCCUGCGCGAGCCACUCGUGCCCGUCGGGCCCCCUUGGCCAUGGAAGUCACGGGCGAAGAGGAGGAGCUGGUGCAACAGGUGAAGAAGUGGUUCACUUGCACAGAGAUGGAGGCGCUGGUGCAGACGGCCGUGCAGUUCGCUGAUGCGAAUUGCGCCGUCUUUGAGCCUGAAUUGGGCGAGCACAAGCUGGUGUAUACGCAGCUGCACAACGAAUUCAAGCAGCUUUUUGAGGACAGACUGAACUCCUUUUUGGCAAGCAUCGGUGCAACGCCUGAGGCGUUCUAUGCUGCCAUGGAGAAGUCCGCGAAUGAAGGAGAGGUGCAAACCAUGGCAGAGCUCAUGUACACCUGCCUGCAGUACGAGUUCUUCUGUCAGAUCAUGUGCGAGCGGAAGCGGGAGCUGGAAGCGAGACAGGCCGCAGGGCUGCCGCCGCCUCCGCCGGCGAUGGGCGGCUACGGAGGUCCCAAAGAGGGCUACUCAGGGCCUGCAUGAGGCAAAAAUGUACUGCAGUGGGCGGCUUGUGGUGCUUGGCUUUGUGGAUGUUGGGCUGUGUGCGGCACUUCCGGACUGACACUGACCGAGCAAACGUGUUCUACCAAGUGGGCAAACGGGUC